Molecule: messenger RNA, 3406 nt
Organism: Scatophagus argus
Lineage: Eukaryota; Metazoa; Chordata; Actinopteri; Scatophagidae
Product: CD209 antigen-like protein C
Exons: 7
Coding region: 1878-2645 (255 amino acids)
Molecular function (GO): signaling receptor activity
Source: RefSeq, a predicted model, not a curated record
AUAACUGAGCAUCCAAAUUUACCAGGAUAAUCACUUUUUCAGUAGAAUUACAACCACAGUAAGCCAAACUGAAAACACACUUUUCUUUCUGCUUUGGUCUUACAUCCACGUUAAGCCCACAUUUCCCCAAAAAAUUUUUAGAGCCCCAUCACCAGAAUACAUUGACGAGGAAGGAAACCCAGAAUGUUGAUCAUACAUUAGCAUUAAGACUGAGGGGAGGUGCUCUCGACAGCCACUGUACACCACAAAAAAUAAUUUAAACAAUAAAUAGCAAAAACAACAUGGCAGAUAACAAAGGCAGAAACGUCACAGGACAUCUCAGGCAACAAGAGGAAAUAUAUAUCGAAAAUUGUAAACAAAUAGUGCAAUAUGAAAUGAAAGGUAUAUACAUGUGAACAGUAGUGCAGUAUGAAAUUAAAAUACAUAUGCAUAGUGAAAAUUAUAUAUACAUAAAUUAAAGCUAUAGACAUAGUAAGGUACUGUAAACAUUGUGACUGUAAGGUGCUGAAAAGAGGCAGGAGGGGGUAGAUUUGUGAUUAUUACUGGAAUGCAGUGUGUGCCCAAACCUGUUUCCAGACAGGGAUAUUAGUUACUGCUGCUAUAUAGCACUGCUGCGAUGUGGUCUCAUUUCUGCCAUUCUGAUGAGGACUAUUGCUUCAAAAUAUUUUAAAUAAAUAAACAAACAUUUAUUGCAAAUUCAUCUCACACAUUGGUCUCUUUUGCUUCAAACACUUCUGCAGGAACAAAGAUAAAUGUAAUUAGAGAUUACAGUUACAAAAACCUGAGCAAGCUGAUAUUCUAUUCUGCAGUUAAAUGAUAACAGUGCAUGGUGACAGUACAGUAUAUCCAGACAUGUUUUUACAAAACCCAUAAGAAAACCUUUGCUCCCACCUUAUGUUUGACAAUCAAAUUUUCACUCCAUCAUGGCAGAUGGUUGCUCUUGAAAUGUGUGUACUUUGCUUUCUGACAUGAUUGAAAAUGUAUCAUCCAACCUUCUCUUUUUGAGAAUACUGUAUAGUGUGCAAAAUAUAUUUAGUUAAAUAUGUUUUAUUGUCAUUUAUUAUUAUGUUUUCUAUCAUAAUUUUAAAAAAAAAAUCAAAAUCCUACCACAUGCAGUAGAUGGCAGAAAAAGACAACUGAACUAUACGAGAUGCCUGUUCAUGUUAGUUAAUCUAAAUGGCAGCCUUAACUAAGUCUUUAAGAGACUUCUGUUGUAUGAACUGAUUGAUUCUCACUGUUUGCCAGCAUCUCUUUUAGAAAGCAGUAAUGAUUUAUUUUGUGUUCAAUGACAGAAAUCAUUCUGUGUUGUCUAAAAAUGUCAAAAGGUCAGGGGUUAGCCAAAAAUAAUUUUGAAAUUCCAAAUGGAAUUGUCUCAAGGUUUUGGAAAUGGCUUUGAGUCAGGUCAGUUACGCGUACUUCAGUUCAACUUUCAACAUGUACCGUAAUCUAGUGGUCCUCAAAAUGAAGAACAUUUCUUACAGUAUUUCAGGAGGUUUUUUUGUUGCCUCAGCUGUCCUCUAGUGACCACAUCUUCCCCACUUCAAACUUUGACCUGAUCUCAACUUUGACUUAUUUAGUAUCAGUUCAAAGUAUUGUCAACAAUAUGGUCAUACAGUAAGAGAUUGUAUGAGCCUUGUGAUGCACUGAGAAUUGUUUUCAGACUGGACUCUGAGCUACCUCACAAUUACCAAUUACAAAUGCAUUUUCAACAGGAAAAAAUGUGAUUAUUGAUUAAAAAAAAAUACUUAAAAAUGAGGAAGUAAGCAAGAGUGCCUUGCUGGGAAAGCAAUAUACAAAAGGAGAAGCAGAUCACAGAAUGAACCAGUCUAAGAAGAAGCCACCAACAGUAACUUCCAUCACACUCCAACAGGUAAAAUAUGGCUAAACAUGAAGACGAAUCAGAGAUCGCUAUUGAAACUGGAAAUCUCCCUGCUGCUCCAUCCAGGAGCAUUGCCUUGCAGAGCUACACUGGUGAAAGCCAUAAAGUGGCUACUGCAGCACCUGGACAAAAACUGUAUGGAUGCACUGCUGUGAGCAUUUGUUUCUUGGGUCUUUUGUGUAUCUCACAAGCUGCCCUAAACAUUUGCCUGCGUCUUGCUCUCUCCUCUACACCAGGUAUCGAUGCCACUUGUAAAAAUCUGACUGACGACAUUUUGAAGCGCAUCAACUUUGAUAAGACACUGGACAUUAAGGGCAUAUUAAAAAGCUGUACUGAGGAGCAAGAGGAACUGAAGAUCAAGCUGACUAACUUUGUCAAAGCUGUCUAUUUCCAACAUGGGUGGGUGGACUUCAACAGUAGUUUAUAUUACAUUUCUUCAAUCAAGAAAACCUGGCAAGAGAGUAGAGAUGACUGUCUGCAAAGAGGAGGAGAUUUGGUGAUUAUCAACAGCAAAGGAGAACAGGAAUUUGCCAGUCAGUACCAGAAGAUAAUGUGGAUUGGACUGUCAAAGAGAGAGGCAGCGGCAGAGUGGACAUGGGUGGAUGGCACUGCGCUGACAACGAGUUUCUGGCAAUCCCAUGAACCUAACAAUCAUAGAGGAAAUGAAGACUGUGUAGAAAUAACACACAGUAUAAAUGGAUACUGGAAUGAUGCAGCAUGUGAAAAUAAAAACUUCUGGAUCUGCAAAAAGAAAAUGGAGCUCUAACUCACCACCAUGACAGCUACUGCAUUUUGAGAACAUGACAAGAUGAUGGAUUUACCACUUUCAGCUAAACUGUAAAGGCAGCACUGAAACAUUCCACAUUCUGCAUAAAUAACUGAAAGCCAGAUAUUUCCUUCAGAAGUUAGAAAAGACCAAAAACAGAGAUAGAAGAGAGUAAAAUUUGGAUUUACAUACAUAGGGAGCCAAAAACUUGACUCUGAAUGAACAAUAAUUUUGCUCUGUAACUGCUCGAUGGGCAAAUAAGCCACUGUUGGCUAUAUGAUAUGUCAAUAUAAACAAAAACAACAACAACAACUUCUCAGCUAUUGUUAUUGGGGGUAUGGUUAUUAGCAGUAUUCAUGUAAAGUCAAACUUUGGGUUGGAAGGAUGGGUCAACAACACAUCGGAUUUGCUGUUUCCUGUUUCAAACUGAGAGUCGACAUUUUGUUUUGUUUGGCAUGACCAUCUUCUUUACGCAACCCCAACCUCAUGUUUAUUAUCGAUGACAACAAACAUACCAUAACAACAUGGAAGCCUCAACAUAGCAAAACAAAAUCACAGAAUUCCCUUUUAUCAUUUUUAAUGUUUUAUGAUACAGAUGUAGGUUUAUUUCUCUGGGUGUAAAUAUUAUUAUGCUUACUUCUUUUAUGUUGUAUGUGUUUGCCUUGUUUUUGCAUUUGAUGUCUCAUAUUUCUAUAAGAAUUUUAGGUUUCUUGCUUGAAAAGUGCCAAUUAAAUUAAUUCAUCACCUUGUUGUCAUUUUCU